Ornithorhynchus anatinus (platypus) is the source of this 6137-nucleotide messenger RNA. It is a transcript of the gene COL14A1, whose product is annotated as collagen type XIV alpha 1 chain. Gene Ontology annotation, cellular component: interstitial matrix. The transcript is spliced from 48 exons. Gene Ontology annotation, molecular function: protein binding. NCBI's taxonomy places the organism in Eukaryota, Metazoa, Chordata, Mammalia, Monotremata, Ornithorhynchidae. The coding region runs from base 183 to 5546 and encodes 1787 amino acids. The record is from RefSeq and is a predicted model, not a curated record.
AAGGCAGUUGCUUUGCUUCAUCUGAAAGCACGUGGAGCAGAGACCUGUGGAGCAAAAAGCACUGAUGCAGAAGGCAGCACCACUUGGAAGCAGCAAGAAGUAUUAGCCAAAAGGGCUCCCUUGACCAGCAUGUGGGUAUCGGACCCUUGAUUGGCUGAUUCCUCAUGUAAAGAGUUCCAAAGAUGAAGUUUUCUCCAAGCAAGAUCCAGUCCAGGCUCCUUCUGGCUCUCCUGACAAUCACGGUUCACUUCGCCGGCUGGGUCCAGGGUCAAGUGGCACCACCAACAAGACUAAGAUACAGUGUGUUGACACAUGACAGCAUACAGAUAUCAUGGAAAGCUCCAAAGGGGAAAUUUACUGGAUAUAAACUUCUUGUUACUCCAAAUUCAGGAGGGAAAACCAACCAACUGACUCUUCAAAGCAGUGCCACCAAAGCAAUCAUUCAAGGCCUCCUUCCAGAACAGAACUAUACGGUCCAAAUUAUCGCUUACUUUAAAGAUAAAGAGAGCAAGCCAGCUCAGGGCCAGUUCAGAAUUAAAGACAUAGAGAAGAAGAAGGAUCCCAGCAAGCCUAAGGUCAAGACCUCAGAAAAGACCAACGGGAGCAGGCCAACACACCCUGCAGCAGAGAAUCAGUUCAUCUGUAGGUCCCCCGCCAUCGCCGAUAUCGUGAUACUAAUCGACGGGUCGUGGAGCAUCGGGAGAUUCAACUUCAGGCUGGUUCGGCUCUUCCUGGAAAACCUGGUGACAGCAUUCGACGUGGGAGCCAACAAAACCAGAAUAGGCCUUGCCCAGUUCAGCGGGGACCCCCGGAUCGAAUGGCACCUGAACAGCUACAGCACCAAGGAGGAAGUGAUCGACGCGGUGCGGAACCUGCCGUACAAGGGCGGAAACACGCUAACAGGACUUGCUUUAACGUACAUUUUUGAAAAUAGCUUCAAGUCAGAAGCCGGAGCCAGGUCUGGGGUAUCCAAAAUCGGUAUUUUGAUCACAGAUGGAAAAUCCCAAGAUGAUGUCAUUCCACCAGCUAGAAAGCUACGGGAUACGGGUGUUGAACUUUUCGCUAUCGGUGUGAAAAACGCCGACUUGCCUGAACUUCAAGAAAUUGCUUCCAAGCCCGACAGCACUCACGUCUACAAUGUUGCUGACUUCAAUCUCAUGCACACGAUUGUGGAAGGCCUCACGCAGACAGUGUGCACCAGGGUGGAAGAACAGGAAAAAGAAAUAAAAGCAUCCUUCGUUGCCAACGUCGAAGCUCCUACGGAUUUGGUCACGUCGGAAGUAACCGCCAGGGGAUUUCGGGUGGACUGGACUCAGGCCCCAGGAAGAGUGGAAAAAUACCAAGUCGUCUAUUACCCCACCAGGGGCGGGAAACCGGAGGAGGUGGUUGUGGAUGGAACCGAAUCCACUGCCGUGUUGAAAAACUUGAUGUCUCUCACCGAAUACCAGAUAGCAGUGUUUGCCAUCUAUAACAAUUCUGCCAGUGAAGGUCUGCGUGGGUCUGAAACCACACUUUCCUUGCCCCUGGUGUCCCACCUCACGCUGUACGAGGUGACGCAGAACAGCCUCCGGGCCAAGUGGAGCCAGGUUCCCGGGGCCUCCGGCUACUUGGUCCUGUACGCCCCUCUCACCCAAGGCCUGGCUGGGGACGAGAAAGAGAUGAAAAUUGGAGAGACCAUUACAGAUAUUGAAUUGACGGGAUUAUUGCCCGAUACGGAAUAUACAGUCACAGUUUAUGCCAUGUUUGGUGAAGAGGCAAGUGACCCAGUCACAGGACAAGAAACAACAUUGCCUCUAAGUGCAGCAAGGAGCUUGAGGCUUUCGGACAUCGGCCACAACAGUGCUCGAGUAACGUGGGACCCUGAUCCCGAAGCAACUAAUGGCUACCGAAUUAAGUACGGCAAGCCUGAUGGGACAGAGACCAACGAGGUGGAUGUCGACCUCGUUUCGACCUACGUUUUGGAAGAACUGGACCCCCUCACUGAAUAUAGCAUCGUUGUUUUCUCCCUUGACGAUGAAGGAGAGUUGGAGCCACUGAUUGGCCGGUUUACCACAAAGCAAACUCCAGCCCUCCGGCCCUUGAAAAUCGAUGCGAUGUCACCCAGCAGCUUGAGGGUGCGUUGGAGGCCCUUGUCUCCGGAUGUGGCGCGGCAAAGGCUGAUGUGGGUCCCGUUGGCUGGGGGAGAGGCCGAGGAGGUGAUUUUGAAGGGACAGACGAAUGUGCACGUGAUUGACGGCCUGCUACCCAAUACGGAGUAUCAAGUGUCACUGCUGGCCGUCUUCAGUGACGACAGGGAGAGCAGUGUGGCAGUUGGCAUCGGCACGACGCUCGAUGACGCUACUGUAGAGCCUACCGUCCCUGUGACCACUCUUGCUCCUUCAGGACCUGUCACUUCAGGAAUCAGGAACCUGGUCGUGGUCCCCGAGUCCUCGUCCAGCCUGAGGGUGACCUGGGACAUCUCGGACAGCGGCGUGCGGCAGUUCAGGGUGACCUACGUCACGACGGGAGGGGACCAUGCUGAGGAAGUGGUGGAAACGGUAAUGGUGCCUGGAAGACAGAACACUCUCCUCCUCCAGUCUCUGCUCUCAGAUACAGAAUAUAAAGUCACCGUGACUCCAGUUUAUUCAGAUGGAGAGGGAGUCAGUGUCUCCGCCCCUGGAAAAACUUUGUCACUCUUUGCUCCCGGAAAUUUACAAAUCUCGGAAGAAUGGUACAACCGUUUCCGCGUCACCUGGGACCCUCCGCCAACACCGACGACAGGCUACAAAGUUGUCUACAAACCUACAAAUAGUACUGACCCAGCACUCGAAAUUUUUGUGAGAGAUUACGUUCACACCAUUCUUCUCCAAAACCUGGCCAUGGGGACGGAAUACAAUGUCCAAGUGUUUGCCUCGUACUCCCCUGACUUCAGCGAUGCUCUGACCGGUGUGGCCCAGACUUGGCUCUUGGGAGUGACUGAUCUUGAUACUUACCAGGCCCAAGCCACGAGCCUAUGUGCCCACUGGAAGCUUCACAACCACGCUACAGCUUACAGGGUGGUGAUUGAAUCUCUCCAGGACAGACAAAAGCAAGAAACGGUCUUGGGUGGAGGCACAGCCAGGCACUGCUUCUUCGAACUUCAGCCCAAUACAGAGUAUAAAAUCAGUGUCUAUUCCCAGCUCCAGGACAUCGAGGGGCCCGGCGUCAGCAUGAUGGAAAAAACUCUUCCAUUCCCAACACAACCUCCGGCUAUCUCGUCAACCAGCCCUUCUCCUACGAUUCCUCCGGCAAAAGAAGUUUGCAAAGCUGCCAAAGCCGACCUGGUGUUCAUGGUGGACGGGUCUUGGAGCAUCGGGGAUGACAACUUCAAUAAGAUCACUACGUUUCUGUACAACACGGUGGGAGCCCUGGACAAGAUCGGCGCGGACGGAACGCAGGUGGCGAUUGUUCAAUUCACUGAUGAUCCCAGGACAGAAUUCAAACUCAAUUCCUACAAAACCAAGGAGACGCUUCUGGAGGCCAUUAAGAAUAUUGCCUACAAAGGGGGCAAUACACAAACAGGCAGAGCAAUUAAGCAUGCUCGGGAUAUGUUGUUUACUGUGGAGUCAGGAAUGAGAAGAGGCAUCCCGAGGGUGAUCGUGGUGAUUACCGACGGGCGGUCCCAGGACGAUGUGGACAAAAUUUCCAGAGAGAUGCAGCUAGAUGGGUUCAGCAUUUUUGCAAUCGGGGUGGCCGACGCAGAUUACGCAGAGUUGGUGAACAUCGGCAGCAAGCCCAGUGCCAGACACGUCUUCUUCGUGGACGACUUCGACGCCUUCCAGAAGAUCGAAGAUGAGCUGAUCACUUUUGUCUGUGAAACGGCCUCGGCCACCUGUCCACUGGUCCAUAAGGAUGGCAGCAGCCUCUCAGGUUUUAAGAUGAUGGAAAUGUUCGGUUUGGUGGAAAAGGAUUUUUCAGCAGUGGAUGGGGUUUCCAUGGAGCCAGGCACCUUCAACCUCUAUCCGUGCUACCGGCUGCAUAAGGAUGCCCUGGUUUCCCAGCCUACCAAGUAUUUGCACCCUGAGGGACUGCCUUCUGACUACACCAUCUCGUUUCUCUUCCGAAUCCUGCACGACACACCUCAGGAACCGUUUGCUCUCUGGGAGAUCUUAAAUAAAGACUCGGACCCCCUGGUCGGGGUUAUUUUAGACAAUGCUGGCAAAACACUAACGUACUUUAACUAUGACUACAGAGGAGAAUUUCAGACCAUCACCUUCGACGGGCCCGAGAUCAAGAAAGUCUUCUAUGGGAGCUUCCACAAGCUGCACAUUGUCAUCAGCAAGACGUUGGCCAAAGUCAUCAUCGACUGCCAGCAAGUUGGAGAGAAGCCAAUCAACGCUUCGGGCAACAUCACCUCCGACGGCAUCGAAGUCCUGGGCCGAAUGGUCAGAUCCAGAGGCCUGCAGGACAGCUCUGCUCCGUUCCAGCUACAGAUGUUCGACAUUGUGUGUGCUACCUCCUGGGCCAAUAGGGAUCGAUGCUGCGAGCUGCCGGCGUUGAGAGACGAGGAGAACUGUCCAGCCCUGCCGCAUUCCUGUUCCUGCUCAGAGAACGGGAAAGGUCCCUUGGGGCCUGCUGGCCCGCCGGGUGGUCCAGGACUCCGAGGACCGAAGGGCCAACGCGGUGACCAGGGGCCAGUGGGACCCGAUGGCCCUCGUGGGCAAGCUGGGUCCCCGGGACCCCAGGGGCCACCCGGCCCUCAAGGACCAAGUGGACUCUCCAUCCAAGGGUCGCCGGGAAUGCCAGGUGAAAAAGGAGAGAAAGGGGAACAUGGGCUUCCUGGACAGCAGGGCAUCCCAGGAGGAUCCGGAUCACCAGGACGUGAUGGGACACAAGGCCAGAGGGGUUGGCCUGGAAAGGAUGGAUCUAAUGGCCCUCCGGGACCCCCGGGACCGAUUGGUGUCCCCGGAGCCCCAGGAAUGCCAGGAGUCACAGGAAGCAUUGGUCCCCAAGGUGGCCUUGGACUCCCCGGCCUUCCUGGAGCAAAGGGAGAAAGAGGCGAGCGAGGGGACCUGCAGUCUCAAGCCAUGGUCCGGGCAGUAGCUCGACAAGUGUGCGAACAGCUCAUCCAGAGUCACAUGGCCAGAUACAGCUCUCUCCUGAACCAGAUUCCAAGUCCAUCUGAGUCAGGCCGGGCUGUUCCAGGGCCUCCCGGGGAGCCGGGGAGACAGGGUUCUCCUGGUCCCCCCGGGGAGCAGGGACCCCCGGGGCCGCCGGGAUUCCCAGGAAACCAAGGGACACCGGGCACGCCGGGUGAGAGAGGCCUGUCCGGGGACAAGGGAGAACGAGGAAAUCCAGGUGCUACCAGCCAGGGUCCCAGGGGUCCCCCUGGGCCUGCAGGACCACCGGGGGAGAGCCGGACGGGGAGCCCUGGACCCUCAGGCUCCCCCGGAUCCCGAGGUCCCACUGGACACGUGGGGGCGCCCGGACCCCAGGGUCGCCCCGGACCUCCGGGCUACUGUGAUCCUUCCUCCUGCGGCAGCUACGGCACCGGAGACCUCAUCCCCUACAACGGCUACGAGCACUGAAGGGCAGGACCUUCCCUCCAGACUCGUCGGGCCCGGGCUCUGGAACCACCCCCCUCCCACCACCACCCUUCCGCACUCUCCACCAAAGACCCCAACACCACCAUCACCGACCGCUUCCCGCCACCCCUCGCUUUGUUUGUGAUUCAGCGUGCCGCCGCCUCCCCUUCCCCCAACCACCCCCUGGCCCUCCGCCGUGAUUUCAAACAAAGUAAUGGGAAUCUUGAAAUUGGCCAGUAUGUCACGGGCGGAUCCCGGCCGAGGAAAGAAACGGGAGCAGAGUCUUUCCAAGAAGCUGAAACAGGUCACCCGUCCCUCCUCCCCUCCUCCCCACAAUCCUCCCGAGGCCCUGUGGUGAUGCUGGAUUCUGCCAUCCUUCCUGUCCCGCUCACGAGAGUGGCGUUGGCGGGCCGGGCUGGACCCGCUGAUGGGUGUCCUCUAACUCGGCUCAUCCGGUUACAUUUUGGGUCUUUGUAAAAAAAAAAAAAAAAAAAAAACAACCAAAAAACAGUCCAGCCUUUAUUGCUUUUGUAAUUCUGCUGAAAAUUCUCAUGGACCUUUUUGGAAAUAAAAGGUAUGAUAUUUUUCAAAGAU